Messenger RNA from Heterostelium album PN500, 204 nucleotides. RefSeq names its product component of SCAR regulatory complex (gene hspc300). Bases 1 to 204 code for a protein of 67 amino acids. The transcript is spliced from 2 exons. Gene Ontology annotation, biological process: regulation of actin polymerization or depolymerization; actin filament organization; cell motility. Lineage: Eukaryota; Evosea; Eumycetozoa; Acytosteliales; Acytosteliaceae. Gene Ontology annotation, molecular function: protein-containing complex binding. Gene Ontology annotation, cellular component: SCAR complex. The record is from RefSeq and is a predicted model, not a curated record.
AUGACAAAGGCACCUAUUCAAAAAGAUUGGGAGGAGAGAGAAUUCAUUGAGAGUGUAACAUUAAAUAUACAAAAGAUUAUCGAUUUCUUAAAUAAGUUUGAACUAUCAACUAGAAAUAAAUUAGCAACUGUAAAUGAAAAGAUUUUAACAUUAGAGAGACAGGUAGAUUAUUUAGAAGCAUCUUUCAAGACUGUCUCCGAAUAG